Molecule: messenger RNA, 559 nt
Organism: Hermetia illucens (black soldier fly)
Lineage: Eukaryota; Metazoa; Arthropoda; Insecta; Diptera; Stratiomyidae
Exons: 2
Coding region: 118-477 (119 amino acids)
Source: RefSeq, a predicted model, not a curated record
UGUUUACAUACAGUCGGGCAUGGUAAUGCUGCUCGGGUGGUUGUCGGGGGGUGUCAAAAGUUUUUGGUUUUUCUUGUGGUAAACAAUUGCCUGGUGGUUUCCUAGAGUACUCGGAAAAUGCUGAAAGACAACGUAACAAACGAUAAAUACCGCAAAGCUGUGGAACAACUUUAUCUUAGAUAUCAGGAGGUUCAGGCGGAAAAUGAACGCUACGUCUACAGGCUGGCGAAAGUUAAGAAAAUGGUCAAACGGAGGCUGAAGGAUGUGGCGAUGCUAAAGAGCCGGUUGGAUAGGUACAACGAUGGCUGGCGACACGUGCCCAUGGUUGCUCCGCAUCGGACACGUAAGACAGAGCUGAAACGGGGCCCGAAACCCAAACCUAAAAAUACGGAACCGAAAGUUCGAGUUAAAAAACAAAAAUCCACGGAAAAGACGCUGAAACAGAAAAUAUUGACUGCGAAUAAGAUUGUAGAUUAAGAUAUGCAUUGGAAAAAGUAAGUAGGCUUAAGCUGGUUGUAAUUAAAUUUCGUUUAUUUGGAACAUAAAAUUGUGUUUUCAA